Cooperia oncophora is the source of this 501-nucleotide messenger RNA. The record is from the annotation of a GenBank genome assembly. Lineage: Eukaryota; Metazoa; Nematoda; Chromadorea; Rhabditida; Trichostrongylidae.
AUGGAAGACUCACCGGAGUUGGCACAGUUGAUGCACCAUCUCCAGAGUUCGUCGUCGGCCCAACCAGCAAUGCCAGAGUCGACUUCCACACCUGGACUUUUGCCAAAUGGCAAAAAGACGAAAGGCCGCGUCAAGAUUAAAAUGGAAUAUAUUGGUAACAAACUCAGACGGUAUACGACAUUUAGUAAAAGGAAAACGGGCAUUAUGAAAAAAGCUUACGAGUUAUCGACGUUAACGGGCACACAAGUUAUGCUAUUGGUCGCAUCGGAAACAGGUCACGUCUAUACGUACGCCACAAAGAAACUACAACCGAUGAUCUCUUCGGAUACCGGCAAAGCACUCAUACAAACGUGUUUGAACGCACCCGGAGAUGGCUCCGAUUUACAACCAAAUCGAACCGAAUUCACGUUUGAAACGGGGACUGCACCACCAAAUCCACGAAAACGACGUAUCGCCGACAACUCGGACAGCACAGUAAGUGAUGACGUCAUCGGUUGUUGA